This is a messenger RNA of Rotaria sp. Silwood2, 969 nucleotides long. The record is from the annotation of a GenBank genome assembly. NCBI's taxonomy places the organism in Eukaryota, Metazoa, Rotifera, Eurotatoria, Philodinida, Philodinidae.
AUGACUGAAUUUGACUCAAUCGUCUAUUUGGACUUAGAUACAGUCGUUCUUGGAGAUAUUGCGCAUUUGCACGAGCUUGUCGCCGAACCAUCUCGCACAAGAUUUGAAUUUGCCGCUGUUGCUGAUAACUCGCAUGGUAAAUUUGCCUAUCAUUUCAAUGCGGGAGUGCUUGUCAUACAUCCAUCAAUUGCUGUCUUCAACGAACUCAUAAGAACAAUGAGUUUACCAGGUAACUAUGAUUCGACAAUGGCUGAACAAGCAUUUUUAAAUGCCUUCUUCCAACUUCGUUACUUGCAGCUGCCACUCAUUUACAAUGUAAACUUAGCCAUGUAUAGUGCCUACCCUGACCUUUGGAUACGAAUGCAGGAAGACUUCAGGGUUGUUCACUUUACAGUUGUGAAGCCAUUUCUCAAUCAAAACGAUAAAGCAUACGAUCUGCCUUUGAAACUCUACAGUGCCGCUUGGGAUGAGUACAUUAAAAGUGAUUCUUCCAAUCAAAUAAAAAUAAAAUGUGGUUAACAUUUUUGUAAUUGCGAAAUAAGGUUUUGUUUGCAUAAAAUACUGAAAAGUUUUUACACGAGAAUUACCAUGAUCGUACUUAAUUGAGACAUCAGAUUUGCAUGACAUCUGUUCUGUUUUAUAGAAAGUAUAUAUCAGCUAUAAAACUUUUCGAGUUAUUGAAUGUAUAUCCGUUAAGAUGUUGAAAUCGUUUUGAUACAAUACUAGAUGACAAUAUAACAACAGCUGUUUUUUUAAUCUUUUUUAUAAUGCGGGCUGUGGGUGUCGGUGUGGAUGUAAAUGAAGAUGAUUAACCAACACCCACAUCCACACCCACUCACACCCACACCCACACCCACACCGACACCCACACCCACACCCACACCCUACACCCCACACCCACACCAAACCCACACCCACGCCCACGCCCACCCACACCCACACCCACACCCACACCCACACCCACACCCA